UUCCCUUCUCUUUUUUUGAGCUGUUCCUUCACUCCGGUGGACGGAAAGUGUUUCCGACGGUUGGGUGCUGUGGAUCUUCAUCGUCCUUCCCCUCUUCUCUCAUUAUUUGGGUUUGGGGGGAAGUCGACGGGGAAAGGGUGAGUCGCCGUCUCCUCGGAAACAUUUUUCGGUGGAAGGGGAGUUUCGUUUAUGCACGCUGGUGGGCGUGGGGCGUGGAACAAAAGGUCUGGGUUCCCCCGGUGCCCUUCUCUUCUCCGGCAACCAGAUCGGAUCCAGUAUGGCAGAGAUUCGGGCGUCAGCAGGGAGGGGGUGGGGGUGUUUGUAGAGAUGGUGGCGCUGAGACGAUAGGUAUCUGCGGCGGAGGGUCAGUCUGGGUGGAGGGAGAGUGGGAGACGCUAACGUAGGUCGGGGUUAAGGUUUUAUUACAACCCGAGGUAGGUCCAGGUGGAGGCGACGGCGACGGCCCAGUCUGUGUGGAGGGAACUGCUAACGUAGGUCGGGAUUAAGACGUGGGCUGAGGCAGGGCGCAGACGUCUGCUGAGUGUACGGGUGGCUCGGGAGGUGGCGGUGGCGCAGCGGCUGAGAUGGGAGCCAGCCGAGGAGUUUAAUUUCCUCAAUCAAUCGGCUUGACCAUUUAUUGUAUCCUAAUUAUGAACAUUUGAUGGUCAUCAAACCGCCAUAAUUGGGGCUUGCCUAUAUACAUCUUAUCAUAUUUUCACUUUUCAUAAAUCUUUCCCCUCUAAAUUCUAAGCAUAGACACAAGGUAGUUUGGCACAACCUACUGGUUUUAUUACAACCUAAUGGUUUUGAUGAUGAGUAAGCUUAUUAAUUAUGAAAACUACAACACUCUAGUUCAAGGGAAAGAGGUGUGUAUUUUCUAAGCAUAGAUACUAGGUUGUUUUGGCACAACCUGCUGGUUUUAUUACAGCCUACUGGUUUUGGUGAUGAGUAAGUUCAUUAGUUAUAAAAACUAUAAUACUCUCUAACUCUAACAAUGUUUAAAUUUUCUGAUUUCCUUUUCCCUCAUUUAUUCCUAACAAUGCUAAAUUUUGGGUACUCAUCACAGUGCUACAUGCUAACAUUUUGCUUGCAUUUACAAAUUCAGCACGGCAAAGUUAUCAAAAUGUUCAGGAAGUCUGUUUGGUGUAUAUGUUUAUCAAUAUUAUGGAUCAUUUGUACUUGUUUAAUAAGAAAUAACAAUUUUUAAAGGGUCUGUUCAUCAAUAUCAUGAUUCCUUUAUUCUUGUCUGUGUAUCAAUAGUAUGAUUUAUUUAAUACUUGUUUAUAUAAGAAAUUACAACUUUUAGGGGGUCUGUCUCUCAAAUCUCAAUAUUACAAUUCCUUUAUACUAGUUUAUAUAAGAAAUAACAAUUAGUAGGGAGUCUAUGAGCUACAGAAGCAUAGCUAAUAUUUUGUUAUUAAUAAGUUUGCUGAUUCUGUAAAUAAAUGCCAUCAGUUUUUAGCUUUGUCCAGUCAAAUAUUGCACCUCUUAUUUCACAUUGAUGUUUAUUAUAAUUUUAUAUUAUUACAGUCAAGCUGGAGGGGAAAUGUAUAUUCCAAUGAGCUUGUAAUAAUGUUUUAGUUUGUCUUCAAUAAUUUCUCAUUUGAAAAAAGUGUUGUUAAACUUUUCCAUGGUCUAUAUUGGUUGCCCCCAUACCUUAUUCAUCCAUAACAUCAAAAGCAUCGGAAAUACCUAAUUCUCCCGGUUCAAACUUGAUGAAAUUAGGGAAUCCUAGCUCUGUUGUCAUCAUACCUGAUUUAUCAAAAGCAUCGGAAAUAACCAAUUCUCCCAGUUCAAACUUGAUGGAAUUAGGGAAUCCUAGCUCUGUUGCCCCUGUACCUGAUUCUUCGGCAACAUCAGAAGCAUUGGAAGUUCCCAUGUCGCCUUGGCCAAACUUGAUGGAAUUAGGGAAUCCUCGCUGUGUUCAUUUGGCGGAUGAACUUAACAUUCAGGCUGUUGCUGCUGCUGCAGCUGCUCAAUCUCCUAAGAAUGGAGCCAACUUUGAUUGUCUCAUAUCAAGAGAGCUUAACCAAAAUCCAUGCUUGAAGUCGAUCCCAAAUCAUGGCAAAUUAUAUGAAUUUGUGGCUAUGAAGCAUCAUACAAGUAGAAGUGAUAUUGUUUCAUGCAAUUCAUGCUCCACUGAGUCCAAUUACGACAGUUCCAUGUCCUCCGAAUCCUUCAAUGUGCAAACGGAAUUGCAGGAACUGAGGGAAGAACAUGGAGAAGAAUUGUCUACAGUUGGAGAUAUUUAAACACGUAACUGCUCAAGAACAUUCUGUGUCUAUAUUGCUUUGUUUUUUGUUUUUUGGCUUCACAUUCCAUCCACUAAAUAAAUUCAUGAAGCAUGGUAACUCCUGACCAGCAGUACAAUUGUUAUAGGUGUGUCUUAUAUGAAAAUUGAACCCCAGUUAUUUGGGAUGUAUUCGGCCUCUUACCUUCACAUCAUGCGCUGGGGGCUGCUUUGUGUAGUUGUGUACAUAUAAUUGAGUGUUGGAAAUGGUUAUUGCAUGUCAAGUUGAACAAUGUUUGUGUUGAAAGAGGUUAUAAAAUUUGAAUCUUAGAUUCAAA
Messenger RNA from Zingiber officinale, 2568 nucleotides. RefSeq lists its product as uncharacterized. The record is from RefSeq and is a predicted model, not a curated record. NCBI's taxonomy places the organism in Eukaryota, Viridiplantae, Streptophyta, Magnoliopsida, Zingiberales, Zingiberaceae. The transcript is spliced from 5 exons. The coding region runs from base 1716 to 2252 and encodes 178 amino acids.